AAUGAACAAACAGUCAAGCACUGCAUACCUACCAUUUCCAACACACUCAAGGUAUUUUGAUAAUUGAUUUUGAUGUUUCAGGCCAUCGCCUAGGUGGAAAGCAUCAUUUGAUUGGACAAGAAAUGUUGGACUGCCUAGCAAUUUUAGCCAGCUCUAGUGGCAAACCAAACUGACCCUUUUCCGUUAUCACUGAAGUAUUUGAGUAUGAACUUGGACAGAAGAAAGGGCAUUUGGGAUACAUUGACUAGUUGUUGGGAGCAAGAUGAGAUGAGGCUGGCUACCUUUUCUUAAGUCUUUGAAUUCUUGUUUGAGCUCUCAUCCUAGCAUUGUCCUCUUCUCUAUCUUUACCUUUUCAGUCAUGAAAAAUGUGGUCAAAACAUCUUUGCAAAACCAACCAGAUACUGUUGCUACCAUUGCUAACUUUUACGCAGUCCAGCUCCAACUUCUUUGCCGACAGAAAAAGCAUGCCACCUCAGCUUUUGCUCUUGUCCGAUCAAUCCAUGCCAACAUGAUCACCUCCGGAUUCAGGCCGCGUGGCCACGUCCUUAAUCGCUUAAUUGAUAUUUACUGCAAAAACUCCGGCCUUGUUUAUGCAAAGCGCCUGUUUGAUAAAAUUCCCCAACCAGAUGUCGUCGUAAGAACAACUAUGAUUGCUGCAUACUCUGCUUCCGCAGAACCCAAGCUUGCGAGAGACGUCUUUGACAAAACCCCACUAAGCAUCCGUGACACUAUUUGUUACAACGCUAUGAUUACAGGCUAUUCACACAACAAUGAUGGCCAUGCUGCUAUUAAAUUGUUUCUUGAUAUGAGGUGGAAAAGUUUUCAGCCUGAUGAGUAUACCUACACCUCGGUGCUUGCAGCUUUAGCCCUUAUAGCUGAUCAUGAAAUGCACUGCCGGCAGCUGCAUUGCGCUGUUGUGAAGUCAGGCAUGGCUGAAAUUAAGUGUGUUGUCAAUGCACUUAUAUCAGUUUAUGUCAGAUGUGCUUCGUCACCCCUAGUAUCAUCCUUGCUGUUGAUGGACUCAGCAAGCAAGUUAUUCUAUGAGAUGCCAGAACGGGAUGACUUGUCCUGGACUACGAUUAUCACAGGGUAUGUGAAGAAUGAUGACCUUGAUGCUGCUCGAAAGGUUUUUGACGGUAUGGAUGAAAAAUUGCUUGUGGCAUGGAAUGCAAUGAUCUCUGGAUAUGUGCAUAAAGGUUUCAUCUUUGAAGCAUUAGACAUGUUAAGGAAAAUGUAUCUAGCGGGGAUGAAGCCCGAUGAGUUUACCUGCACCAGUAUCCUCAGUGCUUGUGCGGAUGCUGGAUUGUUUCUUCUUGGAAAGCAGGUGCAUGCUUAUGUUAGACGAACAGAAGAGGAAAUUCAUGUUUCUGUACAGAAUGCUUUAAUAACAUUAUAUUGGAAAUGUGGUAGAGUCGAUGAGGCAAGAAAAGUUUUUGAUAAUCUAGUCUUUAAGGACCUUGUUUCGUGGAAUGCAGUUCUAUCAGCAUAUGUGAGUGCAGGACGGAUUAAUGAAGCUAAACUAUUUUUCGAUGAGAUGCCAGAGAAGAAUUCCCUGGCAUGGACUGUAAUGAUAUCAGGAUUUGCACAAAAUGGACAGGGGGAAGAAAGUCUCAAACUGUUCAACCAAAUGAGAGUAAAUGGGAUCGAGCUGUGCGGCUAUGCAUUUGCAGGAGCUAUUACAUCUUGUGCAGUGCUUGCAACACUAGAAACUGGAUGCCAGCUCCAUGCUCAGCUUAUCCAGCGUGGUUUUGAUUCAAGCCUUUCAGCUGGAAAUGCAUUGAUAACAUUUUAUGGAAGAUCUGGGGUCAUUGAAGCUGCACGCACUGUGUUUCUCACAAUGCCUUGUGUAGAUUUGGUAUCCUGGAAUGCAUUAAUUGCUGCCUUGGGACAACAUGGAUAUGGUGCUCAAGCUGUAGAACUUUUUGAUCAGAUGUUAUGUGAACAUAUAACGCCUGACAGAAUAAGCUUUCUCACAGUUAUAUCUGCUUGUAGUCAUGCAGGAUUGGUUGAAAAGGGACGAGAAUACUUUAAUAUAAUGCAAAGUGUUUAUAAGAUAAAUCCAGGAGAAGAUCACUAUGCCCGUUUAGUUGAUUUGUUGUCUCGAGCUGGAAUGUUAUCAGAAGCAAAAGAUGUGAUCCAGAGUAUGCCUAAUAAACCUGGGGCACCCAUUUGGGAAGCUCUUCUUGCUGGUUCCCGAACUCAUAGGAACGUUGAUUUGGGGGUUGAAGCAGCAGAAAAACUCUUUGAGUUGACGCCACAACAUGAUGGAACGUACAUACUUCUGGCUAACACAUUCGCUGCUGCAGGCCGAUGGGAUGACGCUGCUAAGGUGCGAAAACUGAUGAGAGACCAAGGGGUGAAAAAAGAGCCUGGAUGUAGUUGGAUUAAGGUUGAGAAUACCGUUCAUGUCUUUUUGGUGGAUGAUACUGCACAUCCUGAAAUUCAAGCGGUGUACAAUUACCUGGAGGAAUUAAGACUGAAGAUGAGGAAAAUGGGAUACGUUCCAGACACGCAAUAUGUGUUGCAUGAUAUGGAGACUGAGCAAAAGGAGUAUGCUCUAUCAACUCAUAGUGAAAAGCUGGCGGUUGUAUUUGGGCUCUUGAAGCUUCCUCGUGGAGCCACAAUUAGGGUCUUCAAGAACCUUCGGAUUUGUGGUGACUGCCACAAUGCGUUCAAGUUCAUGUCGAAGGUUGAGGCAAGAGAAAUCAUCGUCAGGGAUGGGAAUCGGUUUCAUCAUUUCAGGGAUGGUGGAUGCUCAUGUGGGAAUUACUGGUGAAUAUGGAUAACGAUUAGUGUCACCUAACGAGUGUCUUGGCUUUGGAGAUUUGAAGAUGUCAUUCUGGAACAGGUUGUGUUGCCAGGGAAAAGUUACAGCACCUUCGGACAUUAAGUGUAAGACUUCAAAGCUAGAAGUAGGAAUAUGCUGCUACAACUUGUUUGUCUGUGGCAUUUUGAAUACGGAUGUGCAUGGUGAAUGUUUCUGGUUUGUGGUUUCCUGGUGGUGAAUGCUCAUUGUGUUCCUUCUAGUUUCUUAAGGUAUAAUAAACUAAUGAAAUCAAGAUUGUGUAUACCUUAUAGUUAUACAUGACUGAGUAAUUAUCAAGGAAAAGAAAUCGCAGCUCCAGUGCUCCCACUGAAUAUUAGGAUUUGCCUUGAUUAAGAACUUUGAGUGCCAAAGGGUGGAGCUACUCUCUGCUUGUUUAGUGGUAGGGGAAUGAUACAGUUGCAAUUUCUAGAAUCCUCAAGCCUAAAGGAGUACAGCUUACAACGCAGGCAAAGAUGAGCACCUUCAUGUCCUACACUGUGUACACCCCAUUUGUCCUGAUGAUUUCUGCUAGCGUAGGGCUGAAGGCAGACUAGUUUGCUGCAAUUUUCCUUGGUUGGCACAUUUGUCUCUUUAGCAAGUGAACUGCUUUUUCACGUGCCCUUAUUGGACUCGUUGAACUUGAGGGUUGCUCUUCGUUUGUGACCGUUCUGAUCAGCUGUAUGCUUUUUCGGGAUGCUCUGUGCAGCAGAUAUACUUGUAUUUCAAGGAGUUUUCCCCUAAUAUCUGGUGCAGAGCGGCUGAUCUUGUUGCUUUACUCAACUAGAACAGCCACUCUCUAAUAGAGUGCUUUGAAGUGGCUUUAACUAGGCUUGAUCCCAGCCACUGAAAAUUAUUGUUUUUGGGAUCACCGAAGUUUUCUUGAAGAACAAUUGAUCUUAGCAAACUCUGAUGUCAAGCUCGCAUUCAAAUUCAUUCUUGAGAAGAACCAAAGGAUUUGACAGAGGUUAUAGACACUUACAGUUAUAUCACUUUAGUAUAGAUUCAUUUGUCAUCAUUUUUCUUAUCUUUGUGGGAUGGACACAAAAAUUGUUUACAUAUUUGUUGUGCUCAUCUCUCCUGGGAUCAUACAUUUGAAUGCAAGCACAUGUUGUA
This is a messenger RNA of Lycium ferocissimum, 3919 nucleotides long. RefSeq names its product pentatricopeptide repeat-containing protein At1g25360. The record is from RefSeq and is a predicted model, not a curated record. The transcript has 2 exons. Gene Ontology annotation, molecular function: protein binding; RNA binding; zinc ion binding. Gene Ontology annotation, biological process: RNA modification. Lineage: Eukaryota; Viridiplantae; Streptophyta; Magnoliopsida; Solanales; Solanaceae. Bases 359 to 2776 code for a protein of 805 amino acids.